Messenger RNA from Corylus avellana, 1195 nucleotides. RefSeq names its product chlorophyllase-2. Lineage: Eukaryota; Viridiplantae; Streptophyta; Magnoliopsida; Fagales; Betulaceae. Gene Ontology annotation, biological process: chlorophyll catabolic process. Gene Ontology annotation, molecular function: chlorophyllase activity. The record is from RefSeq and is a predicted model, not a curated record.
UUUGAAGCAUUAUCCCACGUUUAACACAACCCCAGUUCAAAUAUCUAACCUUCAUAGGCUAUAAGACAUAGAAACUGAUACACUAGCUUUGAAGCGUCAAACAGAGCCAUGGCUUCUGCUUCUGCUAAUGAUACCACAAAAAAUGUUUUUGAUGAUGGGAAGUACCAAACGGUGCUUCUAAAAGCAGAAAGUGGGAGUUGCUGUUCUAAGUCGUCUAAGGUUCCUGUCCCACCUCCAAGGCCGCUUUUGAUUGCCACGCCAUCUGAAGCUGGUGAAUUCCCACUACUUGUCUUUCUCCAUGGUUACCUUCUCUGCAACUCGUUUUAUUCUCAGCUUAUCCAACACAUCGCUUCUCAUGGAUUCAUUGUCAUCGCCCUUAAGUUAUACACCCUGGCUGGAUCAAAUGCAAAUGUUGACAUUAACUCCACAGUGGCUACAACCAAUUGGAUAUCCGAAGGACUCCAUUACUUGCUUCCACAGCAUGUUCAGCCAAACAUGAGAAAGCUAGGACUCGUCGGCCAUAGCCGUGGAGGCAAGGCUGCUUUUGCACUUGUUCUUCAAAAAGCAGCAACUUCUCUCAAGUUCUCUGCCCUAAUAGGCAUUGACCCAGUUGAUGGAAUCUGCAGAGGCUUACAAACCCCUCCACCAGUACUCACCUAUGUACCUCAUUCAUUUGACCUUGAUAUGCCUGCAAUGGUAAUUGGUACGGAAUUGGGUGAAAUGGGAAAGAAUAUUCUAUGUUGUAUUCCUCUUCCAGCUCCUGCUCCUAAGGGAGUUAACCAUGAGGAUUUCUUUAAUGAAUGUCAAAAACCAGCUUGUCAUUUCUUUGUGAAGGGCUAUGGUCAUGUUGAUAUGCUAGAUGAUGAUAUUGGGUUAAUGGGGAUAGCUCUGAAUAUGAUUUGUAGCCAUGGGAAUUCUAGGAAACCCAUGAGGAGGUUUGUUGGAGGAGUUGCUGUUGCAUUCAUGAAAGCUUAUCUGCUAGGUGAUGACAGUGAGUUAAUGGCUAUAAGAGAUGGGCAGGAGACUGCACCAGUGGAGCUAAAAGCUAUUGAAUUUCUUGAGUGAAAUUUAUUUGUAGAGGCUGCUACAAGGGAAGAAUAGAUCUUAAGAGUAAUUUGAGCUCUAGUGUUGUAAUAUUUAUGACAUAUGCUCUUGUAGAAAUGCAGAGUUUCAAUAAAACUACUAUUACUUUUAA